Phyllotreta striolata is the source of this 2262-nucleotide messenger RNA. Lineage: Eukaryota; Metazoa; Arthropoda; Insecta; Coleoptera; Chrysomelidae. The record is from the annotation of a GenBank genome assembly.
CGUAUUACAGAUUUCUUUAACGUAACUGAGUAACUGUCAUUAACGUCAACGUCGUUUUGUAUUUUUGGAGGGUUGUUGUGAAAAAAAGUAAACCGCAUUUGCGUUGUAUGUUUGGUAAAUUAUUGAGUGAUAUUAACGAAAUUUGUUGUGUACAAGCAUGGCUUUCAAGUCAUUGUGCGAGAAGUACUUCGGUUCGAGCAAUUUCUACGAGAUUCUGAAAAUCGAGGCCGGCGCUAAUACCAAUGAAAUUAAAAAAGCUUACCACCGUCUCUCCCUGCUCGUCCAUCCCGAUCGAGUGGACGAGAGCGAGAAGGACAUCGCCACGGAGAAAUUCAAAGCCUUGGGCAAGAUCCACACGAUUCUGCAGGACAAAGAGAAGCGCAAAAUUUACGACGACCACGGAGAUUUCGACGAAGACUCCGACAGCGCUUUCAACUGGAGCGAGUACUGGAAAGUCAUCUUCAAGAAGAUCGAAACGAAGGACAUCGAAGAGUUCGAGAGGAACUACAUAGGCUCCGACAGGGAGCUGAGGGAUAUCAAGAAGGCUUAUGAGCAGAGCAGAGGGAAUAUGGACAGGAUAUUAGAAUUGGUUCCGUUCUCGAACUGCGACAGCGAGCCCAGAAUUAUCGAAAUCGUACAGAAGAUGGUGGACGACGGGGAGGUUGAAUACUUCGUUACGUUCUUCAAGGAGAGCAAGCAGAGGAAGCUUCGUAGACGCAGGAAGUAUGAGAAGGAAAGGAGAGAAGUUGAGAAAAUUAAUUUUGAAGAUUUGGAAAGGGAACUAGAAAACAACAUGAAAAAAAGACAAGAGGAUUUCCUUAAUUUUGUGUCAGAUUUGGAAAGUAGAGCUAAAAAACCCAAGAGGAAAUCAAUAACCAAACCAAAAGAUUCUCCAAAAUCAAAGAGAACAAAGAAAUGAAAGGUUAGGAGGUUGUUGUAUUGAAUAAAACUCGUUGCUCCCUUAAUUAAUAUAAGUUUUUGUACAUGUAGACUAAGUUACAAACUGCGAUUAUAUUCUGUUUUUAAUUCAUUUAUUAUAAUGCAUUACAAAAAAGAAAUCACAAUAUAUUUUUCUAACGUACUACUAUGAAAAUAUUACUAUAUGAAUACGCCAAAUGUGUUUCGAUCUAAAUGAACUUGUUUAAAAUUAAAAAAAUUUAACAAAAAAUACUUAAUUCGUUAAAAUAGCGAUCAAUAAAUUAUGGUAAACUGCGGAGCAUUUUUCCGACAAAUUUCUUCGAGAGAACGGGAAAAGAAUGAUUUAUCGCAAAGGAAUUUAACGAACGAGGUUCCCGAAAUUUUUAAGCAAUGACUAGACCGGGACCCUCUAAAUAUACGUUUUUUUUUAAAUAAUUUAUUGGUAAAUUGGUUGUUUUUUUUCGAAAUUGUGCCAUCUCUAUAGAUUGUUAUUGCCGGUUAGAGAGGAAAAUUUGCAUCGUACGUAUAUUAAAAAUGUUAUUGAUCAAACAUUGCAUGUAGAGGUGUUACGAAAAAUAAUUUAUAACGGUAACGAACAAUAGAAAAAUUUGGCUAAAGUUUAUUUAUCCCUUCUAAAUACACAAUGACGUCAUAUUUAGUUGUUUCCACGCAGUUCAACAUUUCUCUAGUGCCGAUGUUAAUUCAGCCAUUUGUCUAGGGGAAUUUUACGACAGAAUGUUACGAUUGAACUAACAUUGAAAGUAAACAUAACUUUAAACAAAUCUGUUAUAUUAUGAAUCUCAAUUACAACACGGCAACGUUGCAACAGGCUGGCUCGUGACGUCCAUUGUCUUUUAAGAACGAAUAAACUUUACAACACCCUCAUCAUCCAGAUGUAAAUCACCCCUUUCCGCCGUUCCCCCAAAACACCCGCAGCGUUCACCCACUACAUAAAAUCGCCUAAACUAACAAAAAAAAACAAACAAACAAAAACGCCCUUAAAACUACUACAUUUCCUUUUUCUCCUCCACCUCCUCCUCCUCCUCCUUCACCUCCUCGUCGCCGGCGGCGCCUUCGCACUCCUCGGCCACCUCGUGGCCCCACCUGUAGUGAGUACCGUCCCCGUUGUUCUCCACCACCUUCCUGAUCAACUCGCCCGACGGCGCCUUUAAGUCGUACGCCCAGCCGAUCGACUUGAAGAUGUUCAACCACAACGUGGUCACGUUCAACAUGGUGCCCAGCUCAGCCGCCCUGUAGUCCCACGGGAACGUGUGGUGGUAGUUAUGGUAUCCCUCGCCCAUCGCGAAGAACGAUACGGCCAGAUUCUCCGACGGGAAGAUUCUC